This is a messenger RNA of Syzygium oleosum, 2757 nucleotides long. RefSeq names its product cyclin-dependent kinase C-2 C-like. The transcript is spliced from 7 exons. NCBI's taxonomy places the organism in Eukaryota, Viridiplantae, Streptophyta, Magnoliopsida, Myrtales, Myrtaceae. Bases 487 to 2310 code for a protein of 607 amino acids. Gene Ontology annotation, molecular function: ATP binding; cyclin-dependent protein serine/threonine kinase activity; RNA polymerase II CTD heptapeptide repeat kinase activity. Gene Ontology annotation, cellular component: cyclin-dependent protein kinase holoenzyme complex; nucleus. The record is from RefSeq and is a predicted model, not a curated record. Gene Ontology annotation, biological process: protein phosphorylation; positive regulation of transcription elongation by RNA polymerase II.
GUUCUGGACUCAUCUCUCUCUCUCUCUCCCUCUCUCUCUUCAAAUGAAAGCAACCAACUUUGGGACAUGACAACAACAGGAACCUCCGAACGGCUACAUUUCACCUUUCCCUCCCUUUUUGCAAACGCAAGAAACGAUGAAAGCGCCCACUUCUUCGGAUUGGUCCCCAUCUCUCUCUCUCUCUCUCUAUCUCUAUCUCUAUCUCUCCCUUUCUUCACGGUCCAAUUCGCUUACAUAUUCCUCAAUCCCGCAGAUCUCGCAACCCCAUGAGAUGCGCAAAGACAGGGGACUCGACGAGGAGAAAAGACAAAGGAGAGAGAAAGACUUUCGUUGGGGGGGGGUUUGUCUCGCCUUUUCCGCAGAUGCAAUGCAUGUCCCUUCCUGCAAAAAGGCGGGGCCUUUCACCCCCAUACAUGAUCGUUUCCUGAUGCGGGUCGAUCGUCGUUUCGCGUGAUUCGAUCCGAUGCGGUCGAGGUGUCGCGGCUAAUGGGCUGCAUAUGCGCGAAGCAGGUGGGCCGGAGGCCGGCAUCGCCCGGCUCAGGGUUCUUGACCGGAGCAGGUACCGGUACCGGGUCGUCGAAGAUCCAGUCCGGUUUGUUCGAAUUCGAGAAGAGCAAUGCGAAGAAACCCGAGUGUCGUGGCGGGGAAUUGAGGAAGUCGGAGGAAAAGGGUUCAUUGAGCAGAAGGUUGAGAUUGGAGUUGGAAUUUUCGCAUAGGUAUGUGGAAGCCGAACAAGCGGCCGCCGGAUGGCCUUCUUGGCUCACUGCCGUUGCUGGUGAAGCAAUUCAAGGAUUGGUUCCUCUUAGAACAGAUUCUUUCGAGAAAUUGGAGAAGAUAGGACAAGGCACAUACAGCAGUGUUUUCCGAGCAAGAGAGUUGGCAAAUGGAAGGAUGGUUGCUCUUAAAAAAGUCCGGUUCGACAAUUUUCAACCGGAGAGCAUUCAAUUUAUGGCACGAGAAAUAUCAAUCCUCCGCAGGCUUGAUCAUCCAAAUAUUAUGAAACUGGAGGGCAUAAUCACUUCGCGAUUGUCGAAUAGCAUGUAUCUUGUGUUCGAAUACAUGGAGCAUGAUCUUUCUGGGCUAAUAUCUUCUCCUCAGAUCAUGUUCAGUGAUGCCCAGGUCAAAUGUUAUAUGAAGCAGCUUUUAUCGGGAAUGGAGCACUGCCACCUACACGGAGUGAUUCAUCGAGACAUAAAGGCUUCGAACAUUUUGGUGAACAAUGAGGGGAUUCUGAGAAUAGGAGAUUUCGGACUGGCUAAUAUUCUUAAUUCAAAGAACAGGCAGCAACUCACCAGUCAUGUUGUUACAUUGUGGUACCGUCCUCCUGAGCUUCUCAUGGGUUCCACAAGCUACGGGGUGACUGUGGAUCUGUGGAGUGUUGGCUGUGUAUUUGCAGAACUUCUGUUGCGAAAACCUAUUCUCAAAGGGAGAACAGAGGUUGAGCAAUUGCACAAAAUUUUUAAGCUUUGUGGUUCCCCACCCGAUGGCUACUGGAAAAUGUCUAAGAUACCCCAUGCGACCAUCUUUAGACCCCGCCAUUCCUAUGAACGCACUCUGCGAGAGAGAUGCAAAGGCAUUGCAACCAGUGCAGUGAACCUGAUGGAGACUUUUCUUUCCAUAGAACCACACAAGCGUGGAACUGCUUCAAGUGCGCUCAUAUCCGAGUAUUUCAAAACAAAACCAUAUGCAUGUGAUCCAUCAAGCUUGCCGAAGUAUCCUCCUAACAAAGAAAUUGAUGCUAAACAACGAGAGGAGGCACAGAGGAAAAAGGCUCGUUCUAGAGUACGAGAAACCGAAGUAGGGAAAAAGCCAACAAGAGUCCAUAGAGCUUCACAAGAGCAGGAUGUUUCCAGUAAGGUAGCUCGAAAAGAGGAGUCGCAAGGCCAGACUCAGUUUGCUCGGAGAAAUCACACGAGAAGUAGCCUGAAGGGAGAAGUUGAUGUUACAUGUAGAGAGCCGCUGAAGUCAUCUUUAGAUGCCUCGACAAUUUCUGAAGCGAUGGACACAUCUCAAGGACGGAGUAUUUUAUCAGGUCCAACACAAAUCAGCGCAUCAAAUGGAUUUGCAUGGGCGAGAAGGCGAAAAGAUGAUUCUGCUCUGAAUAGGUCAUAUAGUAGGUCCAGCUCCAGAAGCCAAGUUAGUGCACUCGAUUCAUCAAGCAUCGCGUUCGAACCCCACGCCACGGGCGCAAACGGAACUGCAAUGCAUGAACUGCGGAAACUUGGAAUCGAGCUUGAUCAGCAUGAUUCCUUUGAAGCACUUGUGUUGACAGCUAAGGCGUCCCGAUCUGAAGUCGAAGUGACGAAAUGAGUAAACUGAGAAUGAUACUUGAAGUUGGGCGUCGACAAAGUGGUCACGGACAUUGACAAGGUAGUUCUAGUCAUGAUUGUGGCCAAGGUAGUGUUACAGCCAUCGAUUAGCCAUUGAUUGAAGUAGUACUCAAUGCCGAUGGACCGUCGUCAAAAUGUUCAGCCAACCUGCCGUCGACAGAAAUCGAAUUUCCAGUUGGCUAUGAGCUGUUGAUAUCGGGACAUCGAUGGGGUAGAUUCAAUGAAAGAACAAGAUUUCUUCAUACGUUUCUAUAAUCUAAGGAAAUUACCUUCAAUAUUCAGGCAAGGGUGUUUGCAACACCCUUAAUUUUCAAUUUGAAUGCUCUUCAUAUGAAUGCAACCAAUUUUCCUCUGGAUUUCUCUAUGGAUUAGGAUGUAAGUGUAACCAAGCUUCAUUUCAAUCAAACGCUUUAUCCUUUUUCUUUCU